AUGGCGAACUUUUGUCUUGGAAUGUGUUUUGGAUGGACCUCUCCCAUCUUACCAAAACUAAGAGAUCAGGCAGCAGACAGCCCGCUUUCUUAUGGAUUAACAACAGAAGAGGAAGGUUGGAUAGGCUCACUUAUUUCGAUUGGAGCCUUAGCAUCUUCUUUUGGAAGUGGACAUUUGGGUGCAAUAAUUGGAAAGAAACCGACAUUAAUAUUGUCUGGUGUCUCGUGUGGACUUAUAACUGCCACUUUACCAAUGUAUAUUGGAGAAGUAUCAACAGAUGGCAUUCGUGGAGCACUUGGCUCAAGUUUAAGUCUUUUUUUCGCAGGUGGAGUUUUGUACGUUUAUUGCAUUGGUCCUUACGUCAGUUACAUUAUCAUGCAGUGGUGCUGCCUUGCUAUUCCGACGAUCCUCUUAAUAGCUUUCAUCUUUAUACCCGAAACACCCUAUUAUUUGGCGAAAAAAGGACGCAAAUCGGACUUAAAGAAAUCUUUGGAGUUCUUGCGUGGACAUAAAGGAAAAAUUAUUGAAGAUGAGAUGAACGAAAUUCAGACUUCAGCUGAUGCCGAUACAAGUAAAAACGGAUCGUCUUUGGAUAUUUUCCAUGACAAGGCUUGUGUUAAAGCCUUAAUCAUAAUCUGUGGACUCUUCAUUUUUCAACAGUUAAACGGAUUUUCCGCAAUCACAUUCAAUAGUCAAACAAUUUUUUCAAAAGCAAAAUCAACCCUCGACCCAUCAGUGGCUACAAUAAUUUUGGGUUUCACAAGAAUGAUUGCAAACUUGAUUCCUCCAUUUAUUAUUGAAAAAACUGGACGCAAAUCAAUUCUUUUGAUAUCAGCUCUAGGAAUGAGUUUAUCAUUGUUUGCUUUGGGUGUUUUCUUUUACAUUGAUGCAUUUGGUGAUGCCUCGCAUAUCUUAUGGAUUCCAAUACCCUCGUUAGUAAUUUUCAAUAUCUUUUUUUCAAUUGGAUUUAGUCCAGUGCCAUGGGCUAUGAUGAGUGAAUUAUUUCCAUCAAAUGUCAAACCGAUGGCUGCAUCUCUGGCAUCUAUGAGUAAUGCACUAUCGACAUUUUUGAUGACACGUUGGUUUCCUGAACUAAAUGCUUUGGGUGCAUAUUAUUCGUUCUUUUUGUUUGGAAGCUUGACGGUGGUUUCAAUGUUUUUCACAGUUUUUUAUGUAAUCGAAACAAAAGGAUUAAGUAUGAAAAAAAUCCAGGAAAAACUUCGAUCGUAG
Molecule: messenger RNA, 1230 nt
Organism: Episyrphus balteatus (marmalade hoverfly)
Lineage: Eukaryota; Metazoa; Arthropoda; Insecta; Diptera; Syrphidae
Product: facilitated trehalose transporter Tret1-like
Exons: 4
Coding region: 1-1230 (409 amino acids)
Biological process (GO): transmembrane transport
Cellular component (GO): membrane
Molecular function (GO): transmembrane transporter activity
Source: RefSeq, a predicted model, not a curated record